AUGAGCGCGUCCGUCAAUUCCGACGUCACGCUGCUGACCGAGCAUCUCACGUAUCGGCCCGCGGCCUUGAUUGACGACAUUGUGAACAGUAUCAACGUCCUAGCAUUCAAAGCCUCCGAAGCCGUCGAGAAGGGCCUCCUCGCCGCCCACCCGGCCGACCUAGGCUUCACGCUCCCCCCGCCCACCACUCCCGAGGCCGCCGCCGCCACGGCCGAGACGGCCAAGCACGAGAUCGAGAACGGGGUGCACCAGCUCGAGACCCUCCUCGAGGCCAAGAUCGACAAGAACUUCGACCGGCUCGAGAUCUACGCCCUGCGCAACAUCCUCACCGUGCCGGCCGAGGUCCGGGACUGGGUCCGGCUGAGCCACUACGCGGGCCUGCACUUUGCCCCCGACGCUGACGCCGACGCCGACGCCGACGUCGCGAGCGUGACGCUGCAGCGGCGGCGGCUGCGCGAGACGCAGAAGCUGCACGCCCUGCUGGUGGCCGAGAGGGCGCGGAACGAGGCCACGCUGCGGACGCUGAGGGCCCUGCUGCGGAGCCGCGGCGGGGGGGUGGCGAAGCUGGAGCCCGGCGCGGCCGAGGGCGAGCAGGCGCCGUACCCGGCCUUCGCGUUCUUGCAUAACAAGGGCGAGUUGACGGGGGAUGUGAGGCAGCCGGUUACGACGACGGCGAGCUUCGCGUUGUCGCAGCUCCCUGCGCUCAAGAGCCUGUUGGAGAAUCUGGGCCCGAGAUUGGGGGAGUUGAAGGAUGGGAAUGGGAAGGCGGGCCUGAUCGGCGAGGAGGAGAAGAGUUGGAGGCGAGAGAGGUUGGAAUUCGUGGAGAAGGAGACGAGAAGGCAUUUGGAGAACGUCAGAGGGCUGGAACUUGGAGAGAUGGGGGAGGUCAGGGACGGGGAGUGGCAAGGCGAGGGACGGAAACUUGGGAAAGGGGAAGUGGAGGACUUGGAGAGAGUCAUUGGGAUAGUUGGUGGUAACGUAGAGCAAGAUUCAUAG
Drepanopeziza brunnea f. sp. 'multigermtubi' MB_m1 is the source of this 996-nucleotide messenger RNA. RefSeq lists its product as uncharacterized. The record is from RefSeq and is a predicted model, not a curated record. Gene Ontology annotation, biological process: mitotic sister chromatid segregation; kinetochore assembly; mitotic cell cycle. Lineage: Eukaryota; Fungi; Ascomycota; Leotiomycetes; Helotiales; Drepanopezizaceae. Gene Ontology annotation, cellular component: MIS12/MIND type complex; nucleus; chromosome, centromeric region.